Messenger RNA from Dermacentor silvarum, 4107 nucleotides. RefSeq names its product ionotropic receptor 25a-like (gene Ir25a). Gene Ontology annotation, molecular function: glutamate-gated receptor activity; transmitter-gated monoatomic ion channel activity involved in regulation of postsynaptic membrane potential. Gene Ontology annotation, cellular component: postsynaptic membrane; plasma membrane. NCBI's taxonomy places the organism in Eukaryota, Metazoa, Arthropoda, Arachnida, Ixodida, Ixodidae. The record is from RefSeq and is a predicted model, not a curated record. Gene Ontology annotation, biological process: monoatomic ion transport; modulation of chemical synaptic transmission; synaptic transmission, glutamatergic.
AAGAAAAUUCACACGAGCACAAGGCUCGCAUCACCCUGCCGCCAAAAUGACCUCGGCAGCCGGCAAGAAAGGUACUAUCACUGCGGCGUUUUUGGCUGCCGCUUUGGUGGCCGCGACGGCCCAGGACACGCUACGUUUUGUCGUUGUGGUGGAGAAAGGCAAUGACGUGGCGAAGCUCAUGAUCACCGAGACACUGAGAAAGACCACCGAUGCGGCCGUGACACACUCUCUCGUUGAACUAGACCCGGAAGAAGUCGACGUCGCCGACGUGUGCAACGCCAUUUUCGCCGAUCCGAAGCCGGACGUGCUGAUCGACGCCGUGCGCACGCCGGGCAGCACCGUGGACAAGCUGUCGACGGCGGUGCGGGACACGGCUCGUCGCAUGGGGCUGCCCACACUGAGCCUCACGUACGGCGUGCACAACGACUACACGCUCAGCGGCUGGGAUAGGCUCACGGCGCUCGAGCGUGAAUUCUUGGUCCACGUCACGCCACCGGGAGACAUCUACACGCAGGUGAUUCGCGACCUCUGCAAGAAGAUGGACCUCUCCACAGCCGGCAUCAUCUACGACAGUAGCGUCAUCAUCGACCACAAAUACGCGCGGCUGCUGGAGAACAUACCGACGCGGCAUAUCAUGCGGGAGGUGGACGGCACCAAAGAUGACUUCAAAAGAAAAGCGGAGCUCAUUCACUCCACGGACGUCUCGAACUUCUUCAUUCUUGGCCGGGGUGACACGAUGAACCAAGCUUUGGAGCUGGCUCACAGAAACAAGUGGAACAACUGGCAGUUUGCAUGGUUCCUUAUCUCAAGGGAGAAUUACACCCCCAAAUGUUCGGAGUGCAGCAACGUCACGUUCAUCGUGGCCACGCCGGAGCCGACCAACGCUGACCUGCUGGCAGCAGCCAAGAAAGACAAGGAAUUUGAAGUCCAAAAAGAACAGCUCGACGCGGCCUUCUACAUUGACGUGACGAGGAUGGUCAUCCAAGCCGCUGCCGAAGAAAGAGCGAGCAGGCGGAUGCCCCCUGACCUGGAGUACCCAACGUGCACGAACAUGAAUCUCACCAGCUCCAUGCUCAUGGAGCGCCGGAACAUCACACUCAGAACGACAAUGAUGCAGAUGGAGCACGCUGGACCUUUCGGACCCAUUGUGAUACGAGAAAAGGAGAACGGGUACCAAGAGAUCAGGAUGUCCGUCGCCAACUGGACGUACAAAGACCCUGAGGGACUUCUGGUGGAAAGUCCCGGAGAAGAUCUCAAGAAGUACGCCGCGGUCACGGUGUUUCGGGUUACCACGAUCGUCCAACCGCCGUUCAUCGUCAAGAAGAACACCAGCAACGGGGAGGACGAGUUCGAAGGCUACUGCAUUGACUUGAUCGACGAAAUCAAGAAGAUACUGAAGUUCGAGUACACGAUAUACGAGGUCCAGGACAAGAUGUUCGGCUCCAUCAACACUACCACCAAGCAAUGGAACGGGAUGAUCCGGGAGCUCGUCGAUAAGAACGCGGACAUCGCACUGGGGCCAAUUUCGGUGAUGGCCGAGCGCGAAACGGUGGUGGACUUCACUGUGCCCUACUACGACCUGGUGGGCAUCUCCAUCCUCAUGAAGAAACCCGAAGUGAAAUCGUCGCUUUUCAAGUUCCUCACCGUGCUCGAGGGAAACGUGUGGGGAUGCAUCCUCGCAGCAUACUUUUUUACAAGCUUCCUCAUGUACCUUUUCGAUCGGCUGAGCCCGUACAGCUACCGAAACAACAAGGAGAAAUACAAGGACGACGAGGAGAAGCGAGACUUUAACCUGAAAGAAUGUCUCUGGUUCUGCAUGACAUCGCUCACACCCCAGGGCGGUGGCGAGGCACCACGCAACCUUUCCGGACGCCUGGUGGCGGCCACCUGGUGGCUGUUCGGCUUCAUCAUCAUCGCCUCGUACACGGCCAACCUCGCCGCCUUCCUGACCGUGUCCCGACUCGACUCGCCCAUUGAGUCCCUCGACGACCUCUCCAAGCAGUACAAGAUUAAGUACGCGCCCCAGAAGGACACGUCGUCGAUGACGUACUUCGAGCGCAUGGCCUACAUCGAGUCCAAGUUCUACGACAUUUGGAAGAACAUGUCCUUGGACGACACCCUGAGCGACGAAGAGCGGGCGAAACUGGCAGUAUGGGACUACCCCGUGAGUGACAAAUACACCAAGAUCUGGUGGACCAUGCAGGAGGCCAGCAUGCCCACGGAAUUUGAGGAAGGUGUGCGAAGGGUCAAGGAGUCCAAGGGCUCGCAGGAAGGGUUCGCGUUCAUCGCGGACUCAACCCGAGUGAAGUACGCCACAAUGACCAACUGUGACCUCGUCUCUGUGGGCAGCGAAUUCAGCAGAAAGCCGUUGGCUCUGGCGGUUCAACAGAACUCGCCCUUGAAGGACCAGCUUUCCAGCGCAAUCCUAAAGCUGCUCAACCAGCGUCGCUUGGAAGGCCUCAAGGAAACCUGGUGGAACAAGAACCCCGCCCGUGUCACAUGUGACGACAGCGAGCGCCAAAGCGACGGCAUCAGCAUCCGGAACAUUGGUGGCGUUUUCAUCGUCAUCUUCAUCGGCGUUGUCAUGGCUUGCAUCACCCUGGCCAUUGAGUACUGCUACUACAAGAACCGCAAACCUAACAGCAAAGUGGUCGCCGUCAAGGAAUAUUCUGGCAAAGACUCUAUCAAAGACUCUAUCAAGCACUAGUAGCCUUCAAGCGGGCACUCACUCCUGAAAUAGCUCGCUCGCUACGUUAUACUAACGGACAAUAUUUCCUUGCUUGCUAGAAAUAGCAGUGCACGGGAAAGUUACGAGUGAAGAAAUAUUGGUGCAAACGCAUUUUAAGAAUAGGUGCGUAUGUACUAAAUUAUCCAGAGAAAUAUACCGGAGUUGCGUUGACUAAAAACAACCCUUUUCAAGUGCUUUAACUUAUAGCUACAUUGAGAACCACUGCUCUGGACGGCACUUCUGUCUCAUUUUCACAUUAAGAUUUCUUUCAGCAAUCAUCGCAAUAAAGGUCACAGAGCUGUGACUUUGCAAGCCGCUAGCGUAAAGUGGCCAGAAGUUCCCAAAGAAAGCGGGACAGGGCCCGUUUUUACGGGCAUGGUCCUGUUGCCCGCCUUCGUGCUAGCGGCCAGUGUCCAACUGGGUUGCCGCUUGGCAUCAGUGAGGCAGUUCUAAGCGGCAGUGGCCCGUAACGGUGACCAGAACGUUCGUAGUGACGCCGAAUGCUGCAGUGAAACAGAAGAUGGUGUCCUGCAAAAUCCUGAACAAGAACAUAGGUCCCAGCUGGCGUAGAAUAAAUGCUGUUCUGUUAGCCAGUCAUGCCAUCAGAAACCGCAUCAAGGCAGAGAGAGUAAGGACACUAUACCCUAGUGCCAAGUCGCAAAUAUAUCUGCGAUUUGAGCGUACCGUUAAUAAUGUUUCUUGAGUCGCAAAUCUGCCUUGGCAACGUUCGGUAUAAAACCCAAACUAAAACACGAAAACCAAAACAAACACAAUGUCUACAUCGCGCCUGUAAUCCUGAUUUCUAGUUCCUCCUAGCACCGCCUCUGUCUCUACAGAUCCGUCUCCCGCCCCUCUUUAACCCGCUUUGAACUCUAGACAACCUGGUCACUUUACGCUAACAAGAACCAAUCCUGGAAGAUAAUGCAUGUACACAAGAUAAAUCAGAAGAGCGCGAAAAUUUUAAUUGAGUCCACUAGUACAGUUCUUGUUUCAGACAACUUAAACCAGGCUCAGGAUGUAAAAGAAAGCGCGUCAUCAACUGCGUGUGAUAAUUGCACAUAAACACAUUUGUACAAGGUUUAUGAGCACGAAUGCACGACUGAAUCAAUUAAAGCUGCCAUUCUUGGGCAUACCACUUCCGAUUAACUUUACACAGACAUUAAGGAAGCAACAUUUCCCUUCACUCAUAUAAGACAAUGGAAAAGAAACACCAAUUGAACAAAUUUCCUAUUAUUGCAAGCACACUACUUUAAGUAUAACAAUUUUUCGCAACAGCUUGGUUUUAAAGUCUGCUGGCACAGAACCUAAUGGGCGAUGGCACGACUGCAAGUAUGCUAUUUUAUUAUUUAACUUAUUGCUGUGCUCACAUUUGAAUGUAU